This is a messenger RNA of Conger conger (European conger), 1370 nucleotides long. Its product is annotated as IgGFc-binding protein-like. Bases 78 to 1370 code for a protein of 430 amino acids. Lineage: Eukaryota; Metazoa; Chordata; Actinopteri; Anguilliformes; Congridae. The transcript has 3 exons. The record is from RefSeq and is a predicted model, not a curated record.
UGUUCUUAAAUGGUCUGUCUCUUGGUAAUAAUUGAUGAUGGACAGGGACAUUAACACGUUGUUCAUGUGUUUCAGCCAUGGGGACCAGACUGUUACUGCCCUGUUUUCUGGUUCUGCUGUCAUGUGCACUCUGCUAUGCUGGGUCUGCCGGGAAAGAGUUUGCCACCGCCUUCAUGCAGAACUACCUGCCACACUAUGGGAAAGCCCGCCUCCAGAUCCAGAUCUCUGCCCUGCACGCCGACACUAAGGUGAAGGUGAGCGUGCCUUCGCUGCAUUUCGUCCAGGAGAAGACGCUCGGCGCUGGGGAAGGCACCGUCAUCCAGCUGCCUGCUAACAUGGAGAUGGACGGCUCCCAGAGGACACCUAAAACGGUCCGGAUCGAGGCCAACCAGGAAGUGACGGUGGUCUCCCUAAACUUCAAGCGGUACACCGCUGACACCGCGGUGGUCUACCCCGUAUCAGAGUGGGGGACCGAAUACUAUAUCUUCACUCCCAGCUCCCCCCCCCCGGGGACCUUCAAAGAAUUCUCCAUCACCAACCACAAGCAGCGCAACACGGUCCAGAUCUUCCCCCGGGCGCCAGUGCGGUUCCAGGGAAAGCACUAUGCCCCCGGCAAUAAGAUCAGCAUAGAGCUGCAGCCUUAUGAGAGCAUGCAGAUCCAGGGCAUGCAUGACCUAACGGGCAGCCGGGUGCUCUCCACUCUCCCGGUAGCAGUGUCCAGUGGCCACACCUGCACCUGGAAGUUCUCCAAAUGCAACCAUGUGUACGAGCAGCUGGUGCCUGUCCAGAACUGGGGCAAGAAUUUUCUGGUGGCACCCCUGCACUUCCAAACCCGCUAUGACAGUGUCUAUGUUCAGGCUUCUCAGACCACACGGGUAGUGCUCAAAUCAGGCGGCAGGGAUAAGGUGCUGCGCCUGAACAAGGGUCAGGCCCAGGAGAUCCAGAUUACAAAGGACAAUGGUGUCCUCAUCACCGCCGACCAUGGCAUCCAAGUCCUUUACCUAUUCAACGGGGUCCGUGUAAGCCGCUCGCUGAUGUACGACCCGUUUCUCAUGACCGUGUUGCCCACUGACCGCUUCUGCUCCUCGUACACUCUGGACGGGCAGGCUGACUUUGACAACAAGGCCAUCUUCCUGGUUCGCAACGGUGACAUGGCUGGGCUCAGGUUUGACAACGCCCCCCUGCCCAGGAAUGUGGCAUUCCAGCGUAUAGAUGGGACAGAGUUCUCCUGGGCUGAGGUACCCUUCAAGGCUGGAGCGGGCCGUCAUAGUGCCGCCCACCCCACUGCAUCCUUUGGGGUCUACAGCAUUGGUGUGAGCCAAAUGAAUGGGUAUGGAGCCCCAGCACAAUGUGGCCAAUCAGUACAAUAA